Paramacrobiotus metropolitanus is the source of this 1426-nucleotide messenger RNA. RefSeq lists its product as uncharacterized. The transcript is spliced from 2 exons. Bases 314 to 967 code for a protein of 217 amino acids. Lineage: Eukaryota; Metazoa; Tardigrada; Eutardigrada; Parachela; Macrobiotidae. The record is from RefSeq and is a predicted model, not a curated record.
GGCCGUCCGCUAUCGCCAUCAUCAAAGCACUGGGCAAACGACUCGAGCAACACACGGGGGAAGCCCGUUCUCAUGAAUUUUUACGCCAAAGAUAGCUCAGAGCAGCAAUUAUGGAAACAACAAAUAUGGCUGCUUGUUUCUAGCCAGGAGAGACUGCUUUAUCAAAUAACAACCAUCGCCUUCCUACAACGCGGAAACCGCUUUAUAAAUCCGCUUUGGACACCUAUUUUCAUACUGUCAUCUAUUGAGACCCUUGUAGUUGAGACCGUUCUUCGAACCAGUACCAUAAUUCGUUUGACGAUGGCUCGGAAGGAUGCUCGUGGACAGCAUAGUCCAAACGCCGAAAAUUCGGAAAACACGGUGGCUACCCGGCCUACCCCGAAUGAUAAGGGGUGUGCUCCAUCCAGAUGUUUAUAGCCAACUGGUUAGCCACACCGAAAACAUAAAUCUAUGGGCGGCAACGGUCAGUCGUUAUACUGCUGUCUUUCUCCUUCUGGCGGCCCUCAGGAUCCCAUGCGAUACCAUCAGUGCCCUGACUAGCAGGGUCUACGCGUUUCCCCAUGAGCCGGAAGAAACGCGUUUUCGGAAACGGACGGAAUAUCUACUGAUGAACGUCGUACUACCCGGGAUGGUGUAUUGGUUGAUUUCCAUUCUGACGCUGUGUUGCGCCCGGCAGAUUGUGACAAAAGCUCAGGAAGUAUGGAAAAAUCCACGGUUGUUCAUCGAGAGUGAAGCCGUAUGUCAACAGCUUGUGGACGCAUGCAGCCAACUGCGCUUCGUCUCCUUACCAAUUGCGGUCGGUCCGAUGCUGACCUUCUUUGAGGAUGUUGUUCUUAUCGACGUCAAUGUCUACUUGGGAAAAGAAUUCUACGCUCACAUAAAGGUUAAUCGUCUUUCCUGGUGGCUGGAUCUCGGGCAAGUCUUCUUCUGGGGUUGGUGGGAGCGUUUGGUUACGUUUGGUCGUUGAGGGCCAGUACCUGUAAUUCAAAAUGGAGACCGUGAUCUCUUCUAACAACUGAAAGCAUGCGCAGACCAUGGUAUCACGCAAGGGUUUUCAACUAAGAAGAUGAACCGUUUUCUUUUUGCUCUUGUGAAAGGAAUAUUACGGAUUCAGUCUUUAGUACCGUAACCACAGUCAUGAUAAUAUUUAAUCAAGGAGCAACCGCACAUAUCAUCGGCUCCCCUAGGCAUAUUCUUACUCGUAAGCGAACUUAUUGAUUGCUCUUCUGUUAGCAGUUCUAGUAUCGUUUCAAAACAUUAAGCGCUUAUUUUCGGGAUUCGUAUUCAUAUUUUCUGGACGUUUAGACUCAUUCAUUGGCAUAUGUGCAUCUUACAGUAUAUGAGCAAUUAUUUGUGGUUACCUACCUAUUUACGCGUCAAAAAUGUCGUGCUGCAUGUACUAAAGCGGUAGUUUCGUUCAAUCAAA